Messenger RNA from Puccinia graminis f. sp. tritici CRL 75-36-700-3, 2018 nucleotides. RefSeq lists its product as uncharacterized. The transcript has 5 exons. The coding region runs from base 1 to 1914 and encodes 637 amino acids. NCBI's taxonomy places the organism in Eukaryota, Fungi, Basidiomycota, Pucciniomycetes, Pucciniales, Pucciniaceae. The record is from RefSeq and is a predicted model, not a curated record.
AUGGUUCAACCAAAACACGAUUCCCCGCCCGAUGAGACUGAUUUCGGAUCGACCAUCUUGCAAUCCAAGCCGAAUAUCCGUCAAGUGAUCGAUCGCGCAGCCUGGCUUGCAUUCAUAGCACUGCGCCGGCAAACCCACGAGAUCUGUUCGAUACGUCGUGCUUCGCUAUACUCAAUCAUAUGGGCAUUUUAUCAGUUCAAGACCGCAGAAGCCGUUGGUCAUCCGAUUGAAGAGCUAAUUCGGACCGCAGAACCUGCAAAAGCUCUGGCAAACGAUGAUCUGUUCUUUUACCCGUUAUUGAUCUAUCCGGAUACGACAUACUUAACUUCAAUCGACUUGGAAGAAGAUUGGCAAGCCUCCCACAUCCAUCCUCUAAAUCAUCAGCUCUUCCAGCCUUCCUUUAUCCUUCCGAAUCCAGCCUCGUCUUCAUCUCGAAAUGACAACACCCUGACGGCGCCGGGAACAUCGGGAACGAAACGCAAAGACGAUCAUCAAACCCAACUUUCGAGUUCCGAGUCAAUUGCUCAACAUUUUCCUCCCCCUUCUCGUGGCCCGUCGAAUGCCGGAAUCGAGGAACGCACUCCAACCGAGAGUAGAGACCAUGAUAGUUUGGACGACCGGUCAUUAAAUCAUACGGAACCCGAUGUUCUGCUGAGCCCCGAGGUCAAUACAAUAACACAUGAAUCAAAACAACAUCAGGAAUGCUUCCAGCCGACAUGCGUCAUACCCAAUGGAGCGAUUCUGGAGCCGUUUCUUGAUGAAUUCUAUGAAAUCUUUCAAAAUAAAUUGUUCGACAAAGAUUACAAUGCCAAACGAGCACCGCUUAAUGAUCAAAAGCAUCCGAGCUUGCCGUUCUGUUUAAAACCUAGUGCCAAUCAAGUAUCGCUUAGAGUGACAAGGAUCCUGGAAGAAUCCGAUGGCAAUUCACAGGAUCGACGUGUUUUGUUGAUGAUUUACAAACUCUUGAUCGGUUGGAUGUAUGAGCUUCAUGAAAUCAUUUUGAAUGAACACAACAUCCCAAUAGCCGACUACAAAACUCACCAAAGACCGUUGUUCAAUUGGCUCCUUCAAGAGCUUUUUGAACCCAGUGGUAGUGAUCCGGUUUUCGGUUUAGUUGUGCCCCCUUAUCCAGUUUGGAAAUCUGAUUUCUCAGAUCAUCAUCUGGGUCCUAUUCAGAUUUUCUUGAUAAGAUACUUUGCUGGUGUUGGCCGUGAUAAUCGAUCUGCCAAACCGGCUGCCUCGUAUCUAAUUGAAACGUAUCUCACCCAAAAUAAAAUUGAUUAUUCGGCGCUGAGUCAGCCAUCUUCAAUUAAAGAAAAGGAAGAUGAAAGUUUCCAACUAAGAAUAAAUGCGACCUACAAAGAGAUAAUGAGAUUUAUAUCAACGCUGGAGAUAGAUGAUGAUGAUUUUUGGGUUAUGAUUUCUCGGUUCAAGAACAGUCAACCGAUCGGAGUUGUUGAGCCGCUAAGGAUCCUCAGUUUGCCUGAGAAGAAGAUGGUUACUCCAUCAUCAAUCAGCAGGAAUUUUAAGCUCUUGAGUACCGCAUUGGAUUUCAUUCAUCUGCAGCUGUUGGAUAAAAACUCAAAACUGGAUUCCCAAAAUUCGCAUAACUUGAUGAGGCAGAAGCUUUUCGAAUGGCUCAAUGAGAUGAUCUUUAAUCCAAAGGAUAGCUUGCCCAUCAUCGGCGUGGUUCACAAAAACGGAUCCCUGGCCCCUUGGGAUCUCUGCAAAGAAGACACUUCUACAUCCAAUACUUCGUUUGGUCCCAUUCAAGAAAGGUUGAUCAGGUUCUUUUCUAAAGAAUUCAUCAAUGAUCUUCAAGAAUUUCUGGAUAUUUUGGGCUUCUUGUUGACGCAUUGGAUCCAUAGUGAACACAUUAAUCAAAUCAAAUUAGAAGUACAUACAUUGACCUAAUUGAGGCUAUAUAUAUACAUGUACCAGUUGUUUAUGGCCAUUCAUUUUGGAGUGCAGAACCUGGGCAAACCACCAUAAAAAACAUUACAUCUUUCUUUUUUUGC